UCUGAGACCUGAUCCAGGCGAGAGCAGACCCUCUUCUUCCCCAUAAGGUGGCCGACUUAGCAGUCGGGUAUAGUAGUAAAAAUGUCCGGAGGCUGCGGCCUGCUGUGGUUGCUUACCUCAUGCAUGCCCCUCGGCCCCCUUCUCCCUGCGUCGUCGCAUCGAGGGACUACGGUAAACCUACCUGGCUACAAGGUAUCAAGCAAGCAAGCGCAUUAUCCAAUGAUUGUUUGUGCCAGUUUGCUGCUCGAUCAAGUCGGGAUGAUCGUGAUCGUACAAUGGGGCGCCUAUGCAGGUACUACUCCGGGCCCUUCCCAGGGUGCGUCUAGCGCGUUGGGGGAAAGCAGCCGACCAGAACACCGCCGAACUAAUCGGCUCUAUUUUGUUAGCAACCAAACGAUGGCAAAUGAUAGCCCCAGUCCGAAAUUUUAG
Messenger RNA from Aspergillus fijiensis CBS 313.89, 429 nucleotides. RefSeq lists its product as uncharacterized. The record is from RefSeq and is a predicted model, not a curated record. The transcript has 2 exons. NCBI's taxonomy places the organism in Eukaryota, Fungi, Ascomycota, Eurotiomycetes, Eurotiales, Aspergillaceae. Bases 82 to 429 code for a protein of 115 amino acids.